This is a messenger RNA of Cololabis saira (Pacific saury), 1614 nucleotides long. RefSeq lists its product as uncharacterized. Bases 1 to 1614 code for a protein of 537 amino acids. Gene Ontology annotation, molecular function: GTP binding. The transcript is spliced from 2 exons. NCBI's taxonomy places the organism in Eukaryota, Metazoa, Chordata, Actinopteri, Beloniformes, Belonidae. The record is from RefSeq and is a predicted model, not a curated record.
AUGACGGCUGAAUGGGCUGAGGAGAAGACUAACAAUUGUAUUUCCUUGUUCAGGAACUCGGAGAGAGCUAAGAUCUCAUCUGGAUAUGAGGACAUAUCAUCUCAGAGUUACCUGAUCAGUUCAGGACGUCCAGCAGUUUACCAGCUGAAACCAAAAGUCCAACAUAUUGGAACCCUGAAGAGACUGACCGUUGGUGAAAAGAAGUCUCCGGAAAAUAAAACCAUCCUACUUGUUGGUGAAACAGGAACAGGAAAAUCUACUCUGAUCAACGCUCUGGUCAACUACACCAUGGGAGUGAAGUUUGAGGAUGAAGUCUGGUUUAAGAUAGUAGAGGAGGAGGAGAAAAGUCAGACAGAGAGUCAGACACCAGAUGUGAUCGUCUACGACAUCUUUGGGUUGGAGGAUGAAACUCUGCCCUUCUCUCUGACCAUCAUUGAUACUCCUGGGUAUGGAGACACCAGAGGGAACGAGUAUGAUGCCAUCAUCAAUCGGAGAUUGCUCGACUUGUUUGAAUCAAAGGAUGGAGUUCAUGAAAUGAAUGCGGUUGGUUUGGUGCUGAAGGCGAGUGACAAUCGAGUCAGCGGCCGCAUGACGUACAUCUUUGACUCAGUGAUGUCUCUGUUUGGAAAAGACAUGGAGAAAAACAUCAUAGCUCUCAUGACGCACUCAGAUGGGAUGCCACCGAAAAAUGCUCUUCAGGCUCUUCUAAAAACAAACAUUAAAUGUGCCAAAAAUGAGAAGAAUCAGCCGGUUCACUUCCUGUUCAAUAUCUGUCAGGAGAAUCAGAUAGACGAAGACACUAAGGUGUCUUUGGAGAACGCAUGGCGACUAACGACGAAGGGAAUGCAGCAAUUUUCUGAGUUCCUGGAGAAAACUGGAUCUCAGGAGCUGAAAACCACAGUGGACGUUCUGAAGUCCCAAAUACGACUGACAGCAUCCAUCCACAACCUGCAAGAAAGAAUCAAGUUCACUGAGAAGAUGAAGGAAGACAUUGAGAAGACACAAAUGCAGCUGAAGUUACACGAGAUCCAACUGAAAAAUGACAAGAACUUCAUCUUUGAUUCGGAGGAGUCCUUCAAAGAACUGGAGAAAUACGGUGGCGGAUGGUCAUGGUUUUCAUAUGAUGGAGUCACUCGCUGCGAAACUUGUCAAGAAAACUGUCAUUACCCAUGCACUGAUGCCUGGGCCGCCCGAUUUUGUACGGUCAUGGGAACUAGUACUUGCAACGUGUGUAAAUGUUCUGUUAGCCAACAUGUGAAAGACAGACAUAGGUACGUCAUCAAGACCAGGAAGGUCAAGACAACCGUAGAAGAACUGAAGAAAAAAUUCCAAGCAAAUGUGAGUGACACGUCUGGUCUUCUGGAUGCGCUAGAUGGGAAGAAGAAGGAGAAUGAAGAAAAGAUAAAGCAGUUGGUGGAGGAGGCCUUCAAUUGUGUACUGAAGCUGCGAGAUUCUGCUCUGACCGUGAAGACCAUGUCUACCCAGGCAUAUCUGGGUGUGCUCAUCAAGAAGAUGCGGGAGUUUGGGAAAAUGGAGGAAGUCCAGAUUCUGGAGGAGAUGGACGCUCAGAUGGACGAGGGAAGCAAAUCAUUGCUGGCCAGGAUUUUUGGUUAA